GCUCAAGCCCUGGAAUGGACACUAACUGGGGACAAUAGCCUCCUUGGUCUGUCAGCCCUCAACCCUGAGGACUGCAGAACCGGCAGGGAGCCAAUCACGUCUUCAGUCCUGAGCCGCUUGAACCAGUGACCUUGGGCUGAGGUCAGCCGCCAGCUGGGCCAGGUCACACCACACAGGUGCGUGCGAGUCCCCAUGCGGGCCACGUGCGCGCUAGGAAGCGCAGACCGGCAGUGACGCACUCGCACGACGUGUAUCACCGCAAGGCCCGAGGCGGUGCGGGGGCCCCACGUGGACUUCCGCGUCUCCUCAGCACCAAGCCGCCCAUCCGGCCCCAGCUGGAGAUCCGCGCGAGUAACGCCACACUGGCGUUGACCUUUCUCGGUGAGGCGGAGGGGGGAAUCGGCACCUUCGACCCCCUCCCCUCACGCAUCCCGCCAUUGGCGGGAACCCCGGGGUCCUUUCAAAACCUCGGUUCCCAUUGGCUCGCGUGGCCUCGCCCGGAGGCGUCGCGGCCAGCGUCCGCGCCAGAGCUGCGCGUGCGCAGAAUGAGUGAGCGCGGUGGAGAACCGCAGCACGCUGUGUGCCUCCGCGACACUACUACAGCAACCUAGUCCCGGCGGGUCGCCAGGCCCCUCCUGCCACGCAACGCUCGCAGACGGGGUAGGCGGCACUGGGCUUCCCCCACUACAGCCUCGGCGGGCUGCGGGUCGCGGCGCCGCGCAGGCCGGGAGAGGAAGGGGGCGGAGACUCGGUGGGCCCCGCCCCUGCGGAGGGAUACGUGGCGCCGCGACCCAAAACCCCGGGGCGAGGCGGCCGGGGCGGGUGAGCUUGUCGGCCCGCUGCGCUCUCCGCGUAUUCUCGCGGUCCGGCCGACUGCGCCUUGCGGUCGCCUUGUCAGCGCCCGCCUCGGGCCCCUAGGCCCGGUGUGCGGCGCGGCCCGGGAGGCCACUGUCUCGCAUCCGCGCCGGUCGGGAGCGAGGCGAGGCCGCCCGCGAUGCUGCUCUCCAAGUUCGGCUCCCUGGCGCACCUCUGCGGGCCCGGCGGCGUGGAGCACCUCCCGGCGAAGCUCCUGCAGCCAGCCAAGGCGGACAAGGAGAGCUUCGAGAAGCUGUACCAGGUGGGCGCCGUGCUAGGCAGCGGCGGCUUCGGCACGGUCUACGCGGGCAGCCGCCUCGCUGACGGGCUCCCGGUGGCCGUGAAGCACGUGGUGAAGGAGCGGGUGACCGAGUGGGGCAGCCUCGGCGGCGCUGUGGUGCCCCUGGAGGUAGUGCUGCUUCGCAAGGUGGGCGCGGCAGGCGGUGCGCGCGGCGUGAUCCGCCUGCUGGACUGGUUCGAGCGGCCCGACGGCUUCCUGCUGGUGCUGGAGCGGCCGGAGCCCGCGCAAGAUCUCUUCGACUUCAUCACGGAGCGCGGCGCUCUGGACGAGCCGCUGGCGCGCCGCUUCUUCGCACAGGUUCUGGCUGCCGUGCGUCACUGCCACGGCUGCGGGGUGGUGCACCGCGACAUCAAGGACGAGAACCUGCUGGUAGAUCUGCGCGCGGGCGAGCUCAAGCUCAUCGACUUCGGCUCGGGCGCUCUGCUCAAGGACACUGUCUACACCGACUUCGACGGAACUCGAGUGUACAGCCCUCCGGAGUGGAUCCGCUACCACCGCUACCACGGGCGUUCUGCCACCAUAUGGUCCCUGGGCGUGCUGCUCUAUGACAUGGUCUGCGGUGAUAUCCCCUUUGAGCAGGAUGAGGAGAUCCUACGGGGCCGCCUGUUCUUCCGGAGGAGGAUCUCCCCAGAGUGCCAGCAGCUCAUUGAGUGGUGUCUGUCCCUGCGACCUUCAGAACGGCCUUCCCUAGACCAGAUCGCAGCCCACCCCUGGAUGCUGGGGCCAGAGGGAGGUGCUCCUGAGAGUUGUGACCUUAGGCUUUGUGUUCUGGAUGCUGAAGACGGGGCCAGCACCACGUCUAGCAGUGAGAGCUUGUGAGGAGGGACUGGGCUCCCUGGAAUACAGACUUGUGCUGCCUGAUUUCUCUUGGAAAGCAGUGACCUCUGAUCCCUGGUGACCUCUGCCCUUGGCACCGGGCCUGUUUCCUUUGCUUUGAGUGCCUUUUUGAACGCUGCUCCACAGGACUGAGUUUUCUCAAGCUCUUCUGUCCAAAGAUGGCUCUGGGCAAUUCAAGGAUCCGCCUGCACUGGGUGGAUACUUGAACCAGAGACCCCUGCAGUGCUGCUGGGUCCAGGAGGCAGCCUUCCCAUGUGACCUUGUCUGCCCUGGAGCACCCACUGUGGGCACAGGGUGCCCGUCUCCUGCCCUCUCACGGUGUCCUCCGGGCAUGCCCACGCACAAGCAAUGCAAGUUGGGCCUCUGCCGCCCACCCACGCCUCAAGAGCUGUGUCCUCACGCUAGCGUCUUAUUUAUGAUGUGACUCCUUGAAGCACCCCACCCACUGGGGCUAUUUAUUGUUUAAUUUAUUUGUUGAGGUUACUUCCUCCGAACAGCCCUGCCUCAGGCCUCUGGAGCCUGAGGAGAGGAGAGGGGGACUGUUUGGCCAGGACCCAGGUCCUCAUCCCUGCCCUGGAUGGUCCCCCACCCCAUUUAUUUGGGAGGAAGAAUUGUACAGUGGCUAAUUUAAGGGGAGUGGGCGAUCCCCACCCUGGGCACUCUGCGCUGAGGGUGGGUUUUAAAUUAUUGAGUGUACAGUCUGCUUGCUGGCUCUGAAAGUUGGUGGAGGACAGAGUCUCAAGCCCUUAAUUUAUUUUAGUGGCCGUGUUUCUGUGUCCCUGGUGUGAGUAGGCAUCGGGAGCGGGGGGUUCUUUCAGUUCAACAGUGAAAUGUCUGGAGAUCCUAUUUUUUAUACAGGUAUUUCAAUUAAAUUCUUUUGUAUAGAACAGCU
This is a messenger RNA of Heterocephalus glaber (naked mole-rat), 2885 nucleotides long. It is a transcript of the gene Pim3, whose product is annotated as Pim-3 proto-oncogene, serine/threonine kinase. Gene Ontology annotation, molecular function: protein serine/threonine kinase activity; ATP binding. Gene Ontology annotation, cellular component: cytoplasm. The record is from RefSeq and is a predicted model, not a curated record. Lineage: Eukaryota; Metazoa; Chordata; Mammalia; Rodentia; Bathyergidae. Gene Ontology annotation, biological process: protein autophosphorylation; negative regulation of apoptotic process; regulation of mitotic cell cycle.